AGCCAAUGUGCAAUGUAAAAUUACUGCCCGGUUCAGGCAAUGUACACGAAAUCUUAAAUAACAUUGAAACAACAUUCAGCAACAUGGAUUUCUUAACGGUAGAAUUAUGGAGUUUCGUCUACCAAGUUUAAUCUUUAUCAUAUUUACAAGUUUUUACUGUUUCAAUAACCGGAGCGACAUCGUUCCGGAGGUCGACGCGGCUGUGGGGCUGACCAUGGCCUGUCGCCAUAACAACAGUAAACCGCAUCAUACCUCAAGACAUGUAAUAUACUCAGGCUGGUACAUACAGUAAAAACUGGCCAGUUCGACGGCACAACGCCAUCUAUCUCAGGAAACAAGACACCUUUUAAAUCUAUUUCAACAUGAGUGGACCAAACAAGAGUUACCUCCCCUCACAGCGCAUGAUGCCCAGUUUCACUACAGUCUCUCCAAAGAGUGAUGACGGAAAAACAAGUGAAUAUAAUUACGAUCUCGCUGAGAGUUCAAAAGCUACCUCCCCCGCACUAUCAUCGCCGUAUUCCAGGAUUCAGGAAAGUCCAAAGACAGUCGCAGAGUUGGCAUAUUCUAGAAUGCAGGAAUUUCCGUACGGCAUAAGUGGGGUUCCCAUGCCCUCAUAUAACUAUAAUAGUGAACUAUAUAAUUAUGUAUCAAACGGGUUUCCACGUAAAUCCCGUAUGUGUAGUUACUGCGGUAAAGUAUUCACUAGAUCUACAACACGACGUUAUCAUGAGAAACGCUGCCCUCUAUUACGCGCUGCAGGCAGUCUGUUAAAUAAUACUGCUACUACUGAAGACCAACGCAAAAACGAAGUCAAAACUUUUUCAUCAAAUACCUCAUUUCCAGUGGUGUCGGUGGCCCCACAGACCUCCUAUUAUGGGGCUUUUCCUUCGUCUCUCUACUCUACCUCAGCUGGCUUGGACCAAAAUCGUAAUCAUGCUUUAACUGGCAUGAAGAUAGAACCUCAGGAACGUAAGGACAGAACAGACGGCAGGGAUAUACGGGACCACAAUUUGGAUCGACCCUCGAGUCGCUUGAUGUCAGACAUGGAGAAUGUCGCGAGACCAAUGUUCUCCCCGGCCAACAUCCCUUCACCAGAAUCGUUGGCCUCUAGGGGUCGAAGUUCACCAUCACCAGUAGGCGAUGAAGGUGAUUCUCAGGUUGACGGGGAAACGUUGAAAACCUCCGCGGACCAUAUAAUAAAUACCUCAAAAGACGUGUUUCACGCAAAGUAUGAACAGAUGUCGGGAUUACAGGCCGUACGUUCUGCCUCAUACAGUCACUCAGGGACGAUAUAUGCUGCCGGCACAGAAAAAGAUGGCUCUCCACAUGACGGCAUAUUAACAGACACGGGUCAGGACCAAUUUCCAACCAAUCGAGAGCUAGGAGAGCGCAAGAGGAAAACGGAAAUGAGAGAGUCAGUUGUGGGAAAUGGGGAUGAUGACGAGUUCUCAGGGAUAACUCAGGGUUAUAAAGAAGACAAUGAAUUAGGGGAGAUAACUCCCAAGAAAAAUAUAUCAGACAAACAGUGUGGAUUGUGUGGUCAACUAUUUGACAACAUUGAAGAAUUAGAAGCUCAUGAACAGCUCCAUACUAAUUAUAAACCUUAUGCUUGUCGAUUCUGUGGGGAGCGCUUCGCAAAGGUCUCCAUGAGAAUCACCCAUGAGCGAGUUCAUAUUGGAGAGAAGCCCUAUGUCUGUGCUAUCUGUGGACUGACCUUCACUAGGAAGUACAGCGUACGUAUUCACAUGAGACGUAAACAUGUGGACGGAGCAUGUUUAUGUCGCUAUUGCGGUAAAACCUUGUUCGAUCUACAGAGUUUGAAAGACCAUCUACUUAGUCACGAUCUACCGAAAGCAGAAAAAGAUUCUCUUAACUACCUCAACACAAAUCCUGGAGAGAAAAACGAUGACGACCUCGACUCCAACGAAGGCUCCAUGUCCUCAGACAACAAUGACGAAGAAACAAAUGGAGUCACAGAUGCCCCAAUUCUCGAAGCAGAAGCUACCUCAAAGUCCAAAGAUAAAGAAUGGUGUCGUUUAUGUGAAAAGGACAUCCCAAAAUCUUUCCUUCGAUACCAUGAGCGCAUGCACGCUGAUCAGAAACCAUUUGAAUGCCCUCUGUGCAAGAAACGGUUUGGCUACAAAAACAAUAUGAAGUCACAUAUGAAGCUCCAUGCUGGAAUAAAACCAUACCAAUGUCACAUCUGCGGAGCUAAAUUUACUCGAGGUUCAACUCUACGCCGACAUGCGAGAAGACAUGGUAUUGUUACCGACAGUGUUUGGGAUUUUUUCACCCAGAAACAAGGAAAAUCAGCUGGAUCUUUAGACCAAUCACCAUCAGCAGGCCGACCAAAAGUUGGUGGGGCAUCUCCGGACGUCUCCAGCACGCGACCUGGUGGAUCAGAAUCCUCUAUCAUGCUACCUGACAGUUCCCAUAACUAUGACCUAGCCUCUAUGGCUGCUGCCUCUAAUGCUGCUAACGCUCUCUACGCAAGUUAUGGCUCUCUACCUCAUGGUUUAUACCCGCCCUACUCAACUACCUCGCUACUGCAGUACGCCGGCUACAAUACGACCACACCACUCGUACAGUCGGACGCCCUGAAUCUAACUGUACACAGCCCUCAUCUUACCUCAAAAAUCAAACUAUUGGCCAAUCAGAUGGAAGAUAACAAUAUUCAAAAAGCUGAUGCUGAAUCGGACGAAAUCAGUCGUAAAUCGGACAGUCCUUCAGACGUGAAACCAGGUUGUCGCAAUAUGGGAGUUCAGGUCAAGUCUUGCUGUCAGGCCGAUGCUAAAGGUCUGCUUGAUGCCUCGUAUGAUCUAAGGAUGCUGAGUCCAUCAAGCUUCGAGAGUAGUGGCUCGGUGGCUACUAGUCCGUCGCUGUCGUCCGGAACAGAGACUUUGAUGAAUGAAACGUUAUCCAGUCUUUUGUCCUCCGGCAAGAUGUUCCGCUGUAGUCAUUGCUGUAGUUUCUUUGCAGAGUAUGCGAUGUAUCGUAUCCAUCAGAAGUUACACGCUAAGGACGCUGCUCACCCGUUCAUGUGUCCUCAGUGUGGAGAAGAUUGCCAAGACCGAAUGUAUUUCUCUCUUCAUCUAGCUGAACAUUUAAAGUAACGAAUCAGAUAUUUUUACUGGUAUGGUUGUAACUGUCGUUGUUCUCUUAAUCUUUAUUGUUAGAAGGGAGGUAACCCUGUGAUAGAUGGUGACACCUGCAAGGAGGAUGCAGUGUAUUAUCUAAUAAACCAAAUUUACAAAGUCACAUUGUCAAUUUAUCACAAGAUGUGAUUUUUGUGAAAUAAAGCUUAAUUUCCUUUGUAUGUCUUGCCAUCUAUUCAGGACUUAUGCCCUUUAACAAUCAGAAGAAUCAGGUAUUUUUGAUGUCUUUAAGUAAAAGUGUUUAAAUGAGAAUCCGGGUAUCUUUGAAUAAUAUAAAUCUAUGAUUACUUUUACUGUAUGCACUUUACACCCACACUUAGAUUGUCAUGGGAUUAUUUACAGAUACACUAGACCAACGCUGGGUGACUCAAGACCAAUACUUGGUGACUCUAGAGCAGCACAGAGUGAUUCUAGAACAACAUGUACACACUUACACUUAGACUGUCAUGGUGUAUGUGCAUGUAUGAUGGUAGCAUAUAAGCAAAGGCUAUUAAAACCUGGUUAUACAAAGGACCAACACUGAGUGACUCAAUUGUGGGGCUAUGUGGUUCAAGAGUGACACUGAGUGAUUCUAGAGCAACAAAUAAUAUCUGCAGAACAGUAUUUAUCAUGCGCUAGUGAAAACUGAGUUGCUACAAUGUUAAAAUUUUAGACUAUAGUGUGUGACUCUUGUUCUAAUUUAUAACUCUAGAAUUCAACUGUUGUUUCUUUGGAGUAUCGCUUUUGUUGCUAUAGAGUAUAACUUAGGUUGCUCUAGAGUGUAAUUAUGCUACUGUACAGUGUAACUUAUGCUGCUUGUGUUGCUCUAGAGUGUAACCGGUGUUGCUCUAGAUUAUAGCUGGUGUUGCUUUAGGGUGUAACUUGUAUUGCUCUAGAGUAUAGCUGGUGAUGCUUUAGGGUGUAACUUGUGUUGCUCUAGAGUGUAGCUCUUGUUAAUUGUUAAGUGAUUUUAUGUGUUUCUGUAUUUUUUAGUCAUGUUAAAUCGGGUCAACAUAAGAAAUAUGCAUAUGGUCGUCUUGGUGAUAAUAUAUGAAAAAGGAGAUGCGUUGAUUGGUUACGUUGUUUUUUUAGAGUAUAUUAUAUAUAUAUAGUUUUAUUAGUAACGUUGACGGACACUUUUUACCCACAGUUAUAUUGUGUAUGUAUGUAUAUAAGCUAAUGACAUGUUAAUGUGGUUGCUUGUUUUGAUUCACUCCAGAGUCCACUAUCACUCAAAUAUUAUUAAUAUUGUUAUUAUAACCGAUAUUUCUUGAAAUUGAUUUUUAUUUUAAAUGUUUAAAUAAUUUUGUUUUUGAUAGCUAAAACUUUUUAACAACGUAUAUAGAUAGCUUCCCAUAGAUUGGCUCAAAAGAAAAUCUUUAUUAUGAAAUGGAUAAUUGAAAUGAAAAGCUUUCAAAUGAUUACAGUUUCCCUUUAAAUUUUGUGUUUGUUUGCUGUAAACAUAUAUAUAUAUAGUAUGGUAUAUUUUUGUUUGUUUUAAAAGAUGUAAAUAUUUAAUAAUUCAAUUGUUUGUUAAACAAUCAACGAUUGGAUAUUACACACUAUGGUUACCUCAGCAUUUAGUCAACUGCACAUUGAUUGGUUGCCUUGUCAGUUGCCACUGAGAAUCUGAACAUGUUGCCUUGGAGAAUCUAAACUUGUUUUGAAUGUAUUUGAAUUGAAACUGUUGCAUUUUCAAUCUGUAAUAAGAAUGUGUUAUGAAACAUGGUUGCUAUGGCUGAAGGGAGGUAACUCUGUUUUAAAAUAAUCUUGACAUCUAACCAAGUUGAACCAGUCAAUGUGUAAUUGAGUUUUGCCCAAAAGAUGGAUCAAGUUACUCAAGACUAAAUUUAAUAAAUUUUCCAUGAACUUGAAAGAAAAAAUUGGACUAUUUUCAAAAAUCAAUAAGAAAGUAGCUUCAGAGAAACCCAAUAAAAAAAUCAAAUUUGGGUCAAAUAAAUUGCUUAACUAUUCCUUUUUGCUUUUGAUAUUUUAGGAAUUUGUUCAAAUGUAUUUGUUCUAUGAAGGCUUGAGUAAAAUUUUCCACUUUUACUUUUAUUAUGAAACUUUAUGUCAAAUAUUAUCUUCUUAUGUACCGGUAACCUUAGUAACAGAAUCUAUUUAUAUAACAUGUCUGCAUUUUUGAUCAUUUCUUGCUCAAAGCCAAUGCUUUGAUAAUGGAAAAUUUGUUAGAGAUGAGAAAAUGCAUCAAAUGUCUGCAUUGAAUUGAACAUGAUUAUUCUUUCAGAAAGUAUCAAAUUUUAUGCGGCUAAAAGGGCGGAUCCAGGAAAUUUUGCAGGUUUGGUAGCUGAGACAAUGUAUGGUCUCUAUCAUCAUUUUGGUGUUUAUACAUAUACACACUGAGCUUUUUAAAGAGAGGAAUCCAACACCCAGUUAGAUAUCAAUUUAUAUUAUGAAUUAAUACGAUGAUAAAUGAUAAAGCACACGACCGUAAAAAGUGUUGUUUUACAAUUUUUUAUGUAGCUCGGAGCUACCAAAACCUCCAAUCUGGAUCUACCCGUGGGCUAAAGGAUUAUUUAUCAUUCAAUUGAAAAUGUCAACGGUACAUAAUCUCCAAGCUUGAAUUCAUUCAGAUGAAAAAGAGGCUCAUUAAAAAAUUUCAGCAAAAUUCAUAGGCGACACUGACUUGUGUGAACUAUAUUCUAUAUUUUGCCUGAAGUGGAUGCAAAAUGUUAAGAAAUUUUCAUAUCUUUGUAAAGUUUUCGAGGUACCGGUAUUCAAAAUCUCACAAAUAAGAUCAGAAACUUUUAAACAAUUCAAAUUUCGAAAUGAGAAAUAGGCUGUUAUAUUUCGUUUUGGGUAUUGUUAUCACCAAGGAAUUGGAAGAAAAUAUUUGACAUAAAGUUAUGUUGUUGUAAAUUUGGAGAUAUGAUCUCAUAUUACAAAGCGGGUCAAGGUCGUUUCUACCAUAUUUACAAUCAUGUUAUUCAUCCUUUUAUUUGUUCUUUCUAUCUUUCAUGUUAUCCCUUCAUCUCUCUGUCUAUCUCUAUAUAUUAACCUCACCAGUAUCAGAUUUGCGUUUCUGUGCCUUAUAUAGGGAUUAAUUUGAUUGCGGAUGUGCGUUGUAUUUCAUAUUGUAUAUGUUGAGUGUGAUGUUAAAUGGGGGGGGAAAUGCUGCAAUAUGUCCGCUUUCCAGAAUUUAUCUCAUAAUUUAAUGUUUUCAGUCAUUCUACUUGCAAAAAGAUUAGAAAUAUAGAAGAAAUCGCUCCAUAAAAAAUUUAUUUUCUGAAUAUGACUAGAAUAUUAGGAGAGUUUAUUGUUAACCUGUAUGGGGAGGUCAUUUGCAUAUGGAAAAUUCAUCUAUCAUUAACUCUGUACUAAAAAAUGCCCAGUUAAACUCUAUUUCCGACAUCCCAAACUGGGUUAACAAUAAAGUCUUUCUGUUAGACUACAACCAUAUAACAACAUUAUUACACAAGAUAGGAUUGGUCUAUUCCUAUUAAAUCUAAAUGGAGGCUACAUAAAAUUAUAUAUUCAGGUCAGAGGUUAUAAUAACCAGCCAAUCAGGGAGAGGUUUACAUGUGGUCACCAUCUUUAAUUGUGUUUUUUCACAUAACAUAUUAUUCUGAAUAUAUCAGAUUGUUUUUUUUAAUAUAUUGCAUUUUCCCUGUCAGUCACAUAAUCACAGAGCUCUGAUUGGUUGCUUACUUCGAUUUAUGCUGUAUUCUGAUUAGUUGAUUUUUAAAUGUUGUAAAAAGUUUAAAAAUUUUAUAUAAUUAGAGAAAAAUAAAAUAUAAAAUUGAACAUUAUUUUUAUUGAAUUUCAAAUAAUAGUUUUAAAAAAAAAAAAAAAAUCUAAUGUGUCGGUGGGAUAUAUAACACGAAGAAACCAAUCAGAAACUCUGUUACAUUGUCUCAUGCAUAUUUGUGCUAUGUAAAAAUAUAUAUAUUAUUUUAAUUCAUCUUUAUAAUUAGUUAUUUUCAAUCGUUCAUUUUAACAUAAUAACUAAAAGUAAUGGAAAAUUUAUAUUCA
This is a messenger RNA of Patella vulgata (common limpet), 7127 nucleotides long. RefSeq lists its product as uncharacterized. The transcript is spliced from 3 exons. The record is from RefSeq and is a predicted model, not a curated record. Lineage: Eukaryota; Metazoa; Mollusca; Gastropoda; Patellidae. The coding region runs from base 363 to 3113 and encodes 916 amino acids.